AGGAGGACAGACUACACCAGAAUCUUUCCACUACUGUUGUGUCUAGAUGCACUCCGCGAUGAGAGUUCAGUGAGAGCAAAGACACUGGGCAUUUGUCCUUUUGCUGCCAAAUCAGGACCUUUUGGACGUGCUUCUUUAUGCCCAUGCAAAGCGAAGGAAAAUAGACGGACGCCCCGUUACGUCCCCAUCUCCAGUGCCUCCAGCAAGUCCCUCCUCUCCCCUCUCUCAGCAUCCCACCUCCCCUUUCAGCACACCUCAGUCAGCCCACAACAGCCUAGCCAGGAGGAGGAUGAGCAUCAAUGCCUAGUGGACAUCCCACCUGUUCGGCAAGGCAAGAGCCAGGUCUGUAGAAGAGCAACCAGAGGGAGGGAGAGAGAUGCCGUUUGGAGGACUUGCAGGGCUGAAGGAGAAGGUGCUGAAGCCAGGAAAGGAGGAGGUGAAGAACACAGUGGGUGACUCUCUGGGGAACCUGCAGAAGAAGAUUGAUGGCACCAACGUGGAUGAGGAGGAUCAGAUAGAGCUGACGGAAGAUGGCAGGCCAGUGGCAGCCCCCCAGCACAGCCCGCCCUUGCUGGACUGUGGCUGCUUCGGCCUGCCCAAGCGUUACAUCAUUGCUAUUCUCAGCGGCCUGGGCUUCUGCAUCUCUUUUGGCAUCCGCUGCAACCUGGGUGUGGCCAUUGUAGAAAUGGUCAACAACAACACGGUGUACAUCAAUGGGACUGCUGUCAUGCAGCCUGCUCAGUUUAACUGGGAUCCUGAGACAGUAGGCUUGAUACAUGGCUCCUUUUUCUGGGGUUACAUUGUCACUCAAAUCCCUGGAGGCUUCAUCUCCAACAAGCUAGCAGCUAACAGAGUGUUUGGGGCGGCCAUUUUCUUGACGUCAGUGUUGAACAUGUUCAUCCCAUCAGCUGCGAGGGUCCACUAUGGCUGUGUCAUGUUUGUACGAAUACUGCAAGGGCUGGUGGAGGGAGUCACAUAUCCAGCCUGCCACGGAAUGUGGAGCAAAUGGGCUCCUCCGCUGGAAAGAAGCCGACUGGCCACCACCUCUUUCUGUGGGUCCUAUGCAGGUGCAGUGAUUGCCAUGCCUCUGGCAGGCGUGCUGGUGCAGUAUGUGGGCUGGCCCUCCGUCUUCUACAUUUAUGGAGUUUUCGGAAUCAUAUGGUAUACUUUCUGGCUCCUGCUUGCCUAUGAAAGCCCAGCUGUGCACCCUACUAUCAGUGAGGAGGAGAAAACAUACAUCGAGACCACAAUUGGAGAAGGGGCCAACUUAAUGAGUGCUACUGAGAAAUUCAAGACUCCGUGGCGACAGUUCUUCACCUCCAUGCCAGUCUAUGCCAUCAUUGUGGCCAACUUUUGCCGCAGCUGGACCUUCUACCUCCUGCUCAUCAGCCAGCCUGCCUACUUUGAAGAGGUCUUUGGUUUUCCCAUGAGCAAAGUGGGCAUCCUAUCAGCUGUGCCCCACAUGGUGAUGACCAUUAUCGUGCCGAUUGGGGGCCAGCUGGCUGACUUCUUGAGGAGCCGUAAAAUCCUCUCGACCACAACCGUGCGCAAGAUCAUGAACUGUGGAGGUUUUGGGAUGGAGGCCACUUUGCUUCUGGUGGUGGGAUUCUCACAUACACGUGGAGUAGCCAUCUCAUUUCUUGUCCUGGCAGUGGGCUUUAGCGGCUUUGCCAUAUCAGGUUUCAAUGUGAAUCACCUGGACAUUGCUCCCCGCUAUGCCAGCAUCCUGAUGGGCAUCUCCAAUGGAGUGGGUACCCUGUCGGGUAUGGUGUGUCCUCUCAUCGUGGGAGCGCUGACCAAACAUAAAACCCGCCGGGAGUGGCAGAAUGUCUUUGUGAUUGCCUCUAUGGUGCAUUACUGCGGAGUGAUCUUUUACGCCAUCUUUGCGUCCGGUGAGAAGCAGGACUGGGCAGAUCCAGAGAACACCAGUGAAGAGAAGUGUGGUAUCAUUGGAGAGGAUGAACUGGCUCAGGAGACGGAGCCCAGCUGUGACAGCGCCCUUGCCCCCAGCAAGAAGAAGUCCUACGGGACCACCACAGAGAACUCAGCCGGCCGCAAGAAGGGCUGGAAAAAGAAAAGAGGGGUGACCAUGCAGGAGGACGAUGAAAAGGAAUCGUACCCUUGUGAAAACGGGGACUAUCAGGAGCACUAUCAAUGACACUUUGUGGGUUCAUCAUGAACCCAGGACUGCCCUCACCUCACUGGUGUGCUUCUGAGGUGAAAAUGUUCAUUUCAGUAGCUGUUGAAAUAGGCUCUCCACUCCAGCAUCAAUACAAGGGAUACUACCCAUAUGACUGUA
This is a messenger RNA of Colossoma macropomum (tambaqui), 2299 nucleotides long. RefSeq names its product solute carrier family 17 member 8 (gene slc17a8). Gene Ontology annotation, molecular function: neurotransmitter transmembrane transporter activity; L-glutamate transmembrane transporter activity. The transcript has 12 exons. Gene Ontology annotation, cellular component: excitatory synapse; synaptic vesicle membrane. NCBI's taxonomy places the organism in Eukaryota, Metazoa, Chordata, Actinopteri, Characiformes, Serrasalmidae. Gene Ontology annotation, biological process: transmembrane transport; synaptic transmission, glutamatergic; neurotransmitter loading into synaptic vesicle. The coding region runs from base 377 to 2158 and encodes 593 amino acids. The record is from RefSeq and is a predicted model, not a curated record.